Caenorhabditis auriculariae is the source of this 1039-nucleotide messenger RNA. NCBI's taxonomy places the organism in Eukaryota, Metazoa, Nematoda, Chromadorea, Rhabditida, Rhabditidae. The record is from the annotation of a GenBank genome assembly.
AUGCCGACAGGUGUUGGGUCAACUGGUGUCCGCAAGCCGUUCGCCGCGCACAACAAAUGGCAACCUGGUCUCGCUGCUCAUUUCAUCAACUCGACACCUUUUCAUCGGCUCGUUACGUCACUGGUUGGUCAGCACCAGACCUCCUUGCAGGUGGUUGUGCUCCGAGAACUUUCCUGCUCAGGAAGACCGCAGGUGGCUCUCCAAACUCCGAAAAAAUUGAGCCUAGUAGAUAAUUUCAACUUGACUUGAAUAAUGUUCACAAAACGGAUUAUUCUAAAAUUCUCUCUGUCAUGGAUCAAGUUGAUAAACUUUUGGAUUAACUGACUUUUCAAAAGAUUCAACCUGUAAAUGAUAUUCAUAGAAAGCGAUUUUGCGAUUUUCUUAAUUAUACAGACAGUUAAAGGCUGGAAAAAUAUAAAAACGAGUUUGAAGCCUGACAAAAUAUUAUCACGAGAACUAUCCGAAGCUCAAAUUUUCUGGCGUAUGACCGGAUAAAUUAGCGCUAAUUGAGAGGAUGAAGCUUGACAUAGAACUUCGAAAAAUGGUUCUUCAUGAUCCUACGUAGUUGAUUUUUUGCUGAUAUCACAAAAAAAGUCAUCUCACGUAACGAUUUCAGUGAAUUUAUCCUGAAUCGAUGAAUUACCUAGUACAAAAUUUCAGAGUGUAAUUAGACGAUCAAGGAUAUGAAGGGAAAAUUUCAAUUCCUACGCAAGUGUGAGUAAUCAAAUAAAGAAAUCCUUGACAUCAGAAGAAAGAAGCAUUUUUAGCGACUUCUAGUACGAAGUUCCAAAGCAGGCCGCCUUAUGACAAAUGUCAGCCGCUCAGCACCGUGGGAAACGGCCCGACAACAACGGAGUACAGCGGAAGAAGACAAAGAUGGGUCUUCGGAUGGGCGCCGCUCCAAAAAGCCAUGCAUCGGAUAUUCGCCACAAACACGCGACAUAUCAGCGAGGAUUCGCCUCAAGGGAAUGUGACCUCCUGGACGGAGGAGCUUUGCCAAUCACCCGUCAUAUGCUCGACGGACGCAUAUCAAACCUAA